UUAUAGCUUAUUAAUUUGAAGUCAUCCAUGAAUUGACAUUCACAGCGUCAGGAAAUCACAAAGUUCAAGAAAAAUGGGAAAUGCUGAUACAAAGCUCAAUUUCCGGAAAGCUGUUAUUCAGUUAACAACGAAGACACAGCCUGUUGAAGCAACUGACGAUGCAUUCUGGGAUCAGUUUUGGAGCGAAUCAGUUAGUAAUAUACAAGAUGUAUUUGCAUUGGUUCCUGCUGCUGAAAUAAGAGCUCUAAGAGAGGAAUCACCUUCUAACCUUGCAACAUUGUGCUAUAAGGCUGUCGAAAAACUUGUACAUGCUUCGGAAGAUGGUUGCAACACUGAAAAAGAACAGCAAGUUGUUUUAAACUGUUCUAGAUUACUAACUCGACUUUUGCCAUAUAUUUUUGAAGAUCCUGAUUGGAGAGGAUUUUUCUGGUCACGACUACCAACCCAGCAACACGCCGAUGACAAUGGAGCUGAAAAUACUGUACCUCUUGCACAAUCACUGAUCUUAGCUGUUGCAAAUCUCUUAUUUUGUCCUGAUUUCACUGUCAUCACACACAAAAAGAAAGGAAAUCCAGAUAGACCAGAAGAUUUACAGUCUAUUGACAGUUGUGAAUAUAUUUGGGAAGAGGGCGUCGGCUUUCCACAUUCUCCGCCCACUAAUGGUUUCAUAGAUAAAAACAGAUCAGAACUUCUCAAAUUACUUUUAACAUGCUUCUCAGAGUCGAUGUAUGUCAUUCCAUCUGCGGAAAAACUGAAAAAUAAUCCAUGGAUUCAAUGUUUUUGUUCUUCGGAAAACCGGCACGCUUUACCACUGUUUACAUCAUUAUUGAACUUGGUUUGUUCCUAUGAUCCAGUCGGUUAUGGUGUACCAUACAAUCACCUUUUGUUUAAGGACCACAGAGAACCACUUGUUGAAAUAGCUUGCCAGAUAUUGAUUGUUACUCUUGAUCACGGAACUGCGGUAGUCGAUGAGCAAGUCAUGUCAAUGACUGAAGAAGAUCCGAAUGCUACACCUCACGCUUCGCCGACACAUGCAGACAGUGAUAAUUUGUUUGUGAAUUAUUUAUCGAGAAUACAUAGAGAUGAAGAUUUUGGAUUGAUUUUACGAGGUGUCAGCAGACUACUUAAUAAUCCACUUCAACAAACUUAUUUACCUGGGUCCGCAAAAAGAAUCGGAUUUCAUCAGGAAUUAUUGGUGUUUUUCUGGAAAUUAUGUGACAUAAAUAAGAAAUUUCUCUUCUAUGUUUUGAAAAGUAGCGAUGUACUCGAUAUUCUGGUUCCUGUUUUAUAUCAUCUUAACGAUGCAAGAACAGAUCAGUCUCGAGUUGGACUGAUGCACAUUGGAGUUUUCAUUUUAUUACUUCUCAGUGGAGAGAGAAAUUUUGGAGUCAGAUUGAACAAGCCUUUUUCUGCUGGUGCACCAACUGAUGUUCCUGCUUUUGCUGGCACUCAUGCUGAUUUCCUGAUCUUAGUCUUUCAUAGAAUUAUCACCGCUGGCCAUCAAAGAUUGCAACCAUUGUAUGAUUGUUUACUAACAAUCAUUGUAAAUGUUUCACCGUACUUGAAAUCUCUGUCAAUGGUUGCGUCUACAAAAUUACUCCAUCUGUUAGAAGCAUUCGGCACACCAUGGUUUUUAUUUUCAUCACCUCAUAAUCAUCAUCUUGUUUUCUUCUUGCUUGAAGUUUUCAACAACAUCAUUCAAUAUCAAUUUGAUGGUAAUUCAAAUUUAGUGUACACAAUUAUAAGAAAAAGACAAGUUUUUCACCAGCUUGCGAACCUACCAGUCGAUGAAGCUUCAUUAUCUAAAGGCAAAUCUAAGAGAAAAUCGAGAUCGUCGAUAUCGUCUGUACAUUCAAGUACCUCAACAUCAACAAAUUCUCACGUACCAUCAGGUAUAGGUGCUGAUAUACCAGUGCAUGAAGUCGCAGUUUCGAGCAAUGAAAUUCAACCUGAAAAUAAUCAAUCUGGCGGAGUGCUAAGCGCAACGCUGGCUUCCACACCUGCAUUGCACGAAUUAACAAUUGAUGCAUCAGGACAGGAACAUGAAGUUGAUGAUGACGAAGAUCUUAAUACUAUGACAUCACAAAUGCAAAAUGAUCGCCAACCUCAAUCUGACAGCGCAAGAGUAUUAGAAGGAGAAAGUUCCGGAACCGAGUCAGGAGUUGAUAAUGUUAAUUCUCAUAAUAAUGUCGCUAAUAAGCCUAGUGAUGCAGCAACAAGAUCCAAGAGACCAUCAGAUGCGAAAGCCCCAUCCGGGGAAUGGGUUUGCACUCCUGAAUGGGUACGAUCAUGGAAAAGCAAGCUACCUUUACAAACAAUAAUGAGAAUGUUGCAAGUACUCGUUCCUCAAGUGGAAAAAAUUUGCAUUGAUAAGAACCUCACAGAUGAGUCAGAAAUUCUCAAAUUUCUGCAACAUGGCACGCUUGUUGGUUUGUUACCUGUUCCACAUCCGAUUCUCAUCAGAAAAUAUCAGGCAAAUGCUGGCACAACAACAUGGUUUCGAACUUAUAUGUGGGGUGUGAUAUAUCUCAGGAAUGUUGAUCCACCCGUCUGGUAUGACACAGAUGUCAAACUUUUUGAAAUCCAAAGAAUAUAGGAAAGUUGCAGAUGACAAUCGUCUACAUCUAGGUGCUACCUAAUUCCAUAUUUAUCAGUUCCACAGUUCUUCAUGAAUAUCUAAUGCUAGUUACACCACUGAUUUUCAAUAUCAAAAGAGAUUAAAUAUUCCUUUUAAAUGAGUGUAUUCAAAAAGGUGCUUUUGAUGCUUUCAGUUGAUAAAAUAAACUGUAAUAUCGGAAUUGGAUCUAAAAAGGCGGCAAAAUUUCAAUAUAUGUCAAAUAGGAUUUGACCAAGGAGAUUAAAAUUCGCCUUUUUUGGUUCUAUUUAUUAGUAAUUCAAUGAAUUUGGAACAUUUUGAUGCCCUAAAAUCUCAAUAUUUAAACUUUUUUUUUCAUUUACUUUGAACUCUGUUUAUUCAUGAUACUCAUAAUCAUGUCAUAAAUCUGUACAGAAGUAUGUUUAUGAAAAUUGAACAUGAUGUGGUUGAGCGAAAAUCAAAAUAUUACACAUACAUUUUCACCCACCACAGUCUACCAUUCUUAGAGUUGGAGAGCUCCAAUCAACCAAAAUUUUGGUUUCAAAUGGUUAUUCAAUGAAAUUAUUGGAAUAGAUAGAUUUUUUUUUUAAAUCAAGUUUUUAGUGAUGCUUUAAGGUUCAGGUUUGUUUAAUAAAAUAAUUAUGCUUUCAGAGAGUAAAUUCUGAACUGAAUAAACUAUUUUUCGUACUUUAGUGACAAGUUUUUUUUCUAUGUAUACUGUUAUGUAAUUGUAAUAAUUCCAUGUAGUUUUAGGCUAUUUUUAUACUGUCAGGACAAAGAGGGCAUAUAUACCUUGUAAAAAGAAGUGCCAGUUCAAGACAUUUAUGCUGUCAACACUUUAGGUGAAAUAUGUCUGAUUUUAAACAGAUUUCCAACUUUUUUCGUUCGGACAAAUAUUGCAAAACAUGAUUAAGGUGAAAACAAAAUCGUUCCUCGUCUUACUAUGUGGAUAUGUCUAUCCAAACCUUUCUUUCAUACCUUUAAUUUCUUCAAUAUGUUAUUCUAGUUUAUUUUAUUGUUUUAGAUUACAAGGUACUAAUAAUUUUUUUUUUAUUUUCCAUUUGGUUUUAUUGUUUUCUUCACCAUGUUCUUAAUUUGCUAUAUUGGGAUAAUAUUAAUGAAAUAAAGUUCAUGGAUAUAGAAUACACUUUUUUGGGGAUUUAUCGGACAAACGUUUAUUGCACUUUGUAAAAUUGACUUUGUAAGGCUGAAAAUCUAAUUGUGAUUAUAGUUUAAGUUUGUCUGGUUUUUUUAUUUAAUCAAGAUUACUUUAUCCUAUCAUCUAUAUUUAUGUACGAUUGACAAUUUAUUUUAUAUCAUCGAAGCACUUUCGUUGUACAAACUCUGUCAAAUUUUUGAUUUAUGUCUUACAAUUAAUGUACUGUACAUGUAUACAGUAUACACAUAAAUUCAACUUUAUUAUUUUGCACAAGUUUUGUUCUGUUUGCUGUCUUUGAUGUCUUAAUUCAUCAACUGUGUCUGCCCAACUUUCAAGGAUUCCUAAUUGCAUAUUUUACGUUUUAUCAAUUUCAAUGCUACUGUGUAUGUUCUAAAUUCAAGAUGAAAUUCAUAAUUUUCGUUUGAAGCAAUGCAUAUUACAUCGCAAGGUCUCAUCUCUACUGCUUCUAUCUUUUCAGAGCUGCAUGUAUAUACGGGGUAGCGCAAUAUAGUUUGCUCAUUUAUUUUUUUCUUGCAGUGCAAUAUAUUUCUUUCCAUCUAAAACUGCAUUUCAGAGAAGUGUUUCCACUUCGCACAGGUUGGCUAAUCUAUAUUCGAUGAACAAACUUCUCUCGACUGAUCUAAAACAGACCUUAUUAUCACUUAUUGUCAAGUAUCGUCUGGUUUCAAGUUUAUACCCAGUAGUGCUAAUUAUGAGAAUUUAUGUGGAUUGUUGGCAUUUUACUGGCUUGGUAGUUAGCCCUAGCAUCAUUGUUACAUUAGUUGCAUUGUGCAUGUUACUUAUUCAUCAUGUAGUUAUUAGGUCUGGUUCAUUUUUAUGUGACCUGUAAAUGUAAUUUAGUUAUUGUAAUUUAUCUGUGGAACUUUGGUAGUUUGAAACAAGUAAUAAAACUUGAGAGUCUAUACA
Messenger RNA from Styela clava, 4682 nucleotides. The record is from RefSeq and is a predicted model, not a curated record. NCBI's taxonomy places the organism in Eukaryota, Metazoa, Chordata, Ascidiacea, Stolidobranchia, Styelidae.